GAGAGAAGCUUCUUAGAAAAACACCUCAAAUUGCUCCCUAUGCUUAUGUUACGUUGCUGUUUCAUUCUAUUGUUUUCUUGGGAACAAACAACGUUAACGUUAACUUAGAUAACUCUAGUUUCUUUCUUACAUGACAAUUUCAACCUCGAUCUUCGAGUUGCUUGGUGAAUUACUCCUUCCACUGCCAUACCCAUUAAUUUUCAACGUUGCAGAGCCUUGAAGUUGAAGAAGGGUGAUGAUUACCCUGUUCCCACAAACUACGGUUUCAAUUUGCAUCCAGACAUGUUCUAUUACAAGACAAAGUUUGCUAUUCUCUUCACAAUCUUCAUGUUCUGCUCAACAACUGCAAAAAACAACCAUAAUUGCAAGCGCAGUUGCGGAGAACAUUCUCUGCAAUACCCUUUUGGUUUCUCUCAUGGCUGUGAAGUCCAACUAAGCUGCAGCAACAGCAAACAAGUCAAAAUCGGGGAGUUACAGGUCCAAAACGUAACCUCUGAUAGCAUAUUCAUAAGUCUACCAGCGAAAUGUAACCGUAGCAAGAAUUUCAUAGACACCCUUUUCGGCAAUAACUUUGCUCCAACAUGGAAUAACAGCUUUCUCGUUCAGAGUUGUAAGACCAAGCUUGGUGGUUGCUUUAUUCCCACAUCGAGUUUCAUUGGCAACGGGAUUCAGGUGGAAGGUUGUGAUAGCAGAAGUGAUAAUAUCAGUUGCUUCACGCGAUUGCAGCAUCAAAAUCCGCAAGAUGUUAUGGGACUAGAUGAUUGGAGAGGAAUUGGGUGCAAGUUCUUGUUCUCUGCUAUUGCUGUUGAUAAGAGCAAAGACCUUCCAAUCCAAUUUCAGGUGGUUGAGUUGGGGUGGUGGCUUGAAUGGCCUUGUCAUUGUUCUGACAAUGCAACCUGUGCUGUGGUCCAUCUUGCUGGAGGAAAACAAGGUUUCCGGUGCAGCUGCCGUGAAGGUUUCGUCGGAGAUGGUUUCAUGAACGGCACCGGUUGCCGGAGCAACUUCUCAUCAGUUUCUAAAUGCAAUGCUUCAACACUGAGGUCUGGAGGAUGUGGCAAAGCAAUCAAAAUUGGAGUCCUAGUUGGAGGGAUCACAGUUGGAGCUUCCCUGGUGGCUGCUCUGUCUCUUCUAUGUUACUUUGCCAAGCAUCGUUCCAUUUUUCUGAGAAAACAAAUGACAGUUAAGCGCCUGUUACGAGAAGCUGCAGGAAACUCUAGUAUUCCUUUCUACCCCUACAAAGAAAUAGAGAGAGCCACAAAUUUUUUCUCAGAGAAACAAAGGCUGGGAACCGGGGCUUUUGGAACAGUUUAUGCUGGAAACCUUCACAAUGAUGAGUGCGUUGCUAUAAAAAAGAUCAAGUAUAGAGACACCAACAGUGUUGACCAAGUCAUGAAUGAGAUCAAGCUCCUCUCUUCAGUGAGUCACCCAAAUUUAGUGCGCCUCCUUGGUUGCUGCAUAGAAGGGGGAGAGCAGAUACUUGUUUAUGAGUAUAUGCCCAAUGGAACACUAUCUCAACAUUUGCAGAGAGAGAGGGGUGGAGUACUCCCAUGGACAGUAAGACUCACCAUUGCUACUGAAACUGCUAAUGCUAUAGCAUAUCUCCAUUCUGCAAUUGAUCCUCCAAUUUAUCACAGAGACAUAAAAUCUAGUAAUAUACUCUUGGACUAUAGCUUUCAAUCAAAAGUUGCAGAUUUUGGGCUUUCUAGGCUUGGCAUGACAGAAACAUCACAUAUCUCAACCGCCCCACAAGGGACUCCGGGUUAUGUUGAUCCCCAAUACCACCAGAACUUCCAUCUUUCUGAUAAAAGCGAUGUCUACAGUUUUGGAGUGGUUUUGGUAGAGAUAAUAACAGCCAUGAAAGUGGUUGAUUUUGCUCGAGCUCAGAGUGAGAUAAAUUUGGCUGCACUUGCUGUUGAUAGGAUUAGGAGGGGUUGUGUAGAUGAGAUCAUAGAUCCCUUCCUUGAACCACAUAGGGAUGCUUGGACACUCUAUUCUGUUCACAAGGUGGCUGAGCUUGCAUUUAGAUGCCUUGCUUUUCAUAGUGACAUGAGGCCUACUAUGAUUGAAGUGGCAGAGGAGCUAGAACACAUCAGACGCAGUGGUUGGGCAACUAUGGAGGAAACUGUAUGCACGGCUUCAUCGGUUGGGUCCGCGUGUUCAUCACUUCGUAAUGGAAGUGAGAAUUCACUGGGUGGUAUAAAUUUUGAGAGAGCAGGACAAGGGAGUGAGACAUUGAUUGUUCAACAGAAUACUGAUAAUUUUUUGCAAUCAAUGGAGGAGGUGAAGGAAGGCUCUCCUGCAUCUGUGCAUGAUACUUGGUUAAGUGGACCUAGCUCACCUUCAACAAACAGUUUGUUGGGAAAUGUAGUUCGGUGACAUAUAUACUUAUUUUGGUUGGAAAGCCUCCAACACUGUAAUGUGAAUCACAAAGGCAUUCAACAAUUUUCUUUUCUCUUUUGCAGUUACAGUAUAACUAUUUUGGUGAGUGAUUGGCAUUAAGAUUAUAA
Molecule: messenger RNA, 2507 nt
Organism: Gastrolobium bilobum
Lineage: Eukaryota; Viridiplantae; Streptophyta; Magnoliopsida; Fabales; Fabaceae
Product: wall-associated receptor kinase-like 14
Exons: 4
Coding region: 283-2376 (697 amino acids)
Biological process (GO): protein phosphorylation
Molecular function (GO): protein kinase activity; ATP binding
Source: RefSeq, a predicted model, not a curated record